GGGAUCCUCUUGGUAGGCAACCAGAUCCUAAAGGGCAUGAGUAUGAUCCUGCUUCAGAACUUGAGCGUUCUGGUGUACAUCAACGGGAAAAUCAAAGGGACGCACCCUGUGGCUCAGCAGGAGAAGGGCCUCAAGGAGGUUCUUUUCGAGCUUCAGUCAAAGAGCAAAGACGUGGAGAUUGUGAGGCCUGGGAUUGCAGAGCUUCCAAGGCUGGCCGAGCUGUCCGAGAACUCGGCAAUUGAUGUGGGAGACUGGUUGCAUGGGCUCCAAAACCACAUGGGCGACUUGUCGAAUGGCAGUGGUGACUGGUGGAAGGAGGUGAUGCUUUCCCUGGCUGCCUACUACGAUGCGUAUACUCGGGCCUCUCAUGUUGGGAAGCUGGCGCUUAGACCUGAAGAUUACGAGACUCCUGAGCUCAAGGAUCCCAAAUGGUCUCGAGUUGACAAACGGGCAGCGUCCAUGCUCCUUGCCAGUGUUCCUGAAGGGGUUCGAGAUGAAAUCCUGGCCUCCAGACUGAAUGGCUCGUUGGCUUUGCUUUCGCGAGUGGUGGUGCUUUUCCGGCCAGGGUCUGUGGUGGAGAGGCAGCAGAUUCUUGCGUCCCUCGAGAAUCCUCCACAGGCCAACAAUGCCACUGAGGCGGUCAACUCGCUAAGGCCAACGGAGAAAGGUGUGAAGGACCUUCACCAAGCCCUGGUCUCUGAGUUUGAGCAGAUUGCCUAUCGAGGAUCCACCGCUAGCAGUUCCAAGGUUCCGUUUGUGAAGGCUGUGACUACAACUCCGGGACCACCUCCAGCUAAGGCUUCGUCAGAUGGUGGAUCUCCUCCCUCGCCAGCAAAGGCCAAGGGAAAGGCGUCGUGCAAGUACUUUCUUUCAGAUCAAGGCUGCUCAAAAGGCAAGGCGUGUACUUGGUCCCAUGCGUUUACUCGGAAGGAGAAGCAGGGCAGGUGCUGGUCGUGUGGAAGUCCUCAGCAUCAACAAGGGACAUGUCCAGUGCGAGGUGAAGGGAGUCCCGCAGGGAAGGCCAAGGCCAAUGUUCCAAAGGCUCCUCCAAUGGCAGCGGUAGCUAUGACAGCAGGCUCUGGAACUGCCAACUUUGAGGGCCUUGCGGCUCUCCCGAUGGCUAGUUCUCCGGUUCCUCCAGGUCUUGCGGCCGUUGCGACAACCUCCGGUACUACAAGUUCAGCACCAGCCAUGAAAAUGCCAGAGACUGAAGUUAAGCGGCUUCUUAAGGAGGCGAACGCCAUGUUGAAGGAGAUGAGGUACUGGUCGUACUGGAGUUUGUUGGACUCUGGAGCUUCGCACCCCUUUCGCGUGGCCACCGAGGAGGAGAUUGAGAAGGCUACGAAAGUCAAGGUGCAGUUGGCGGAUGGAGCGGAGGUGGUGUUGGCGCAGAACAAGGCUGGCACUUUGUUGGCAAGGCCUUCAAGAGAAGGGGAUGCUGCUACUCCGAUUGUGCCUUUGGGCUCUCUUGUCCAAGAUCUUGGGUGUGAUGUUUCUUGGUCUCGGCGUCGUGGACUGGAAAUCAGACACCCUGAGCAUGGGGUGAUUCGCCCCAAAGUUGUGGGCCCAUGUCCAGUUGUGGGAGAAGCCUGUGCACUUGACUUGAUUAAGGAGUUGGAGGACUUGAAGCUUUCAGCUCUUCAGACUUCGACGGCCUCUAUGGCAAGGGCAAUUUGGACUUGGGAUCAAGAAGAGGCUUGGUCCCAGCACUUGGACACCUUCCUGUUGACUGGGUCGCGGGCUGCUCAGCUUCAGGCUUUGUCGGCAGAAGAUUCGCCCUUUCGGAGUAUCAGCCAAGCAGACAAGGCGUGCCUAGCGGAAGGUGUGGAUUUGUCUUCACGUGCUGGCUGGGACUACUUGAAGGCCUUCCCGGGAGUGGAUCCUGUGCUAAGGGACUUGGAGGACAAUUCCGUUCUUCUGGAGAUUGACAUCACGAGGUCUUUGUCCUACGACCUGCAUAAGAUGAGUGGUGUGUACCGUGGCCUUUUAUGGGGAGCGGCGACAGGUCGGAUUGCUGGCCUUGUGGGAUCGCCUCCGUGUCGAGGGGAACGUGAUGUUCAGCUCGUUCUUAAGCAGAUGUGGCUCACCACGGUUGCCAAGGCCGCUAGAAGAUGGACGAUGUUGGGAUCCUCUUCGGGGAAUGUGGCCGGCUUUUUUGUGGAGCAGAUGUGCUUAGAAGAGGUUGGAGAAGUUAUGGCAACAAACCUUGACUUUGUCCUCCCCUUGGAGAUCACCACUGGAAAGAACGCUGCGUGGACGCAUGGCUUCAAGUUGGCAGUUUUUGAGGCGAUCAAGCGAUGGAAAGCGGAGCCGGAAGCUCUUCAAGUUGCCAAAUGGGCCAAAAAGAUUGAUGUUAAGGGCUUCCUUGAGUCGUUCAGUGACAAGGAUUUGAAGAUGUGGCGGGCUCAUGUCCGCAACAACCAUCGCCCCUACAACACAGGAACUGCAAGACAUGCUGCUGGCUCACCAAAGAAGGGCAAGGGCAAGGGCGCUUUACUGGUUGAUGAAGGGCCCCAUGCUGGGGCAGCUGAACGUGACGAAGGUGAUCUGUUUGAGGAGGAGCCUGAGGAUGAGUUUCCGGACUUUGAGGAGUCAGACCUGAGAGGCCUUUCCCAGGAGGAGUUCGAGAAGAUCUUCCGUGAAGUUGGAGAUGGUCUCGAGUUUGACACCUUUUAUGUAUCUCGUCCGCUGAGAUCUAGAACUUCGUCGGAGGUGUACUCAGCUGUGCAGGAGUUGUUUUUGACAUUGAAGGCGGAGGGCUUGCCCAUAGCUAGAGUUCAUGCUGAUCGAGCACGUGAACUGCGCACGGUACCGCUGAGGAGAUGGCUACUUGAGAGAGGAGCGUUGUGCACAUAUACCGAGGGUCAAGCUCCUCAGGCAAACGGCAGAGCUGAAAGUGCCGUCAAGUGGGUCAAGGCGCAGGCGCGCAAGCUCCUGACUGCUUCGGCGCUUCCAAGAUCGUGCUGGGCUAUGGCGGCUGUUUAUGCCACAUGGGCCAGGAGAGAAACCCAGCUUGGACGGGGACAAGAAGUCCUUCCUUUCGGAACCCCUGUGCAUGUCCGCUCAAAAGUCUAUGGAGCUGGCGGACGCUAUGACUUGAACUUGAGAUGGAGAUAUGGGCGUUAUGUGGGGCCCAGUUUGGAUGUUCGUGGAGGGCAUGUGGUUUUGUUUGAGGAUGGCUCCUUUCUCACUUCAGCGCAUUUGAGGCCUCACCUUGUGGACUCUGACAAGAUCGUUGACCUUGGCAAGUAUGAAGCUCUUGUCAUGACACCAGCGCGGCGACUUCGAAGUAAGAUGUCUCUGGAAGAGCGUGUGGAGUUUGAUCCCUUGGAUGCGGACGUUGGCGACCAUGAUCCCGAACGACUUCUUGUCACAGUCCCGUCCGGCGUGUCCACAUCCAAACCACCCUCCUUAAAGGCCGAAAGCGGAGCAAUCAUACUCUUCCCAACGUUGUGA
Molecule: messenger RNA, 3456 nt
Organism: Symbiodinium pilosum
Lineage: Eukaryota; Dinophyceae; Suessiales; Symbiodiniaceae
Source: the annotation of a GenBank genome assembly